AUGCAUCGUCUUUUUGCUGAGCUGGAGCCAUCUUUAACCGUCACAGAGCAAAACCUGGCAGACCGAGUUCGGUAUAUCUUGCGCUCAAAUAUAUUUGAUGUCGCCGAACUCGAACGGCUACGACGUGAGGCUGUUCCCUCGUCGGAUGAGAAUGCUACGGCUGAGGAUGCGGCGCCACAAAUGGUAGAGCAACCCGCAAACGUGGAUGCCGCCGUGAAUACCCCAGUUGUGGUUGAUUCAAACGAUGAUGGAACAGUCGCCCAGGAACUGGAAUUAGAGCAUAUGAGGAGUACAUUGGAAGAGGCGAUUGUGGAAACGCGCAGUACGCCUCUCGAAAAUCGACUGCGACUUCCCCGCAUAGCCCUAAGCAAGCGGAAUCGGGCUGUCGUGAGGGCUCUGAACCCAAUGCUGGUGACCUAUUUGGAAGCCAGCCGGGACCUUUGCGAGACGGACUCAAUUCUUUUUGGCGCCGCGCUGGCAGUCUGCCGUAUCAUAGGCGCCAAGGUUUCCACGGCUGGACGCGCUACUGGCCAUAGUAGCGCUAUCCCAGCAUGGAGAAGAAGAAUUGAGGAACGUAUCGCAAAGGCUAGAGCUCUCAUCGGCAGACUGAUAUGCUUCAGAUCAGGCAACAACAGGCCAAGAAUUGUGCGCACCUUCAGGAUGGCGUUUGCUGGGACAAAUGUCAGUUUGUCCCAGCCGGAUAUAACGCAAAAACUGACGGAGCGCAUAGAUGAUCUGAAGCAGAGAAUCGCUGCUUGGGGAAAACGGAUUCGGCGAUAUACCGAGAGGUCGACACGGUUCAACCAGAAUCGUCUCUUCCAGAGUGAUCAGAAGAGGCUCUAUGAAUCUUUGGAGCGACCAAUGGUAAGUGGAACGGGUCCAGCACCGAAUCAGGCCGACACUGUAGCAUUCUGGCGCGGCCUGUGGUCAGAGCCCGUAAACCACAGCGAGGGCCCUUGGACGGAAGUUGUGGCGAGUCAGUGUGCGGGUAUUACGCCCAUGGACCCCGUCAUCACAACGCCGGAUGACGUAGCUGAGGCGGUCCGUAGGGCCCCGAACUGGAAAAGUCCGGGGCUUGACGGGCUGCAUCACUACUGGCUGAAGGGGUUCAUGGUGUGUCACUCUGUGCUUGCCCGACAGUUUCAAGAGGCUCUCAACCAGAAGUCGCUCCCAAGCCUCUUCACUACUGGAAUCACUCAUUUGGUUCCUAAAGACCAGGGGCCGCUGCCUGGGGGUCGCCGGGGCGCGUCUGGAGCUGGCGCUGGACGCGGCAGCAUGCGGGCCGCCAGCCGAGCGCGAGGAGCUGCAAGAUCACCUAACAGCCCCCCGCAUCCAUCAUCCCCACCAGACGGCUUGAUGUCGGCAGGGUCCUCUCGGACUCGGCAAGCGGCAUCCGCCGCUGGUGGAAGUGCGCCGCAUGCGUUGGACAAGGGAUAUGAACGCAAACGCAUUGCGGGCGUACUAAGGGCGAAAUGGGAAGAAAGUGCGGGGAUAGCGUAUCGGACUCGGAUGCAUUGCUUUUUUGCUGAGCUGGAGCCGUCUAUUCCCGUCACGGAACAAAAACUGGCAGACCGAGUUCGGUACAUCAUGCGCUCGAAAAUAUUCGAUGAUGCCGAGCUCGAACGACUACGACGUGAGGCCAUUCCCUCAUCGAAUGAAUUGGCUACGGCUGGGGAUGAGGCUCCUCAGGCGACAGACCAGCUGCCACGCGUAGAAGCCGCCAUGGAUCUUCCAGUUGUGGGUGAUUCAGACGAUGAUGAAAUGGUCUCCCACGAACUAGAGCAAAUGAGGAGUAUAUUGGAAGAGGCGAUUUUGGAAACGCGCAGCAUGCCUCUCGAAAAUCGACCGCGACUUCCCCGCAUACCCCUAAGCAAGCGAAAUCGGGCUGUCGUGAGGGCUCUUAACCCAAUGCUGGUAACGGAUUUGGACGCCAGCCGGGACCUUUGCGAGACGGACUAA
Messenger RNA from Parnassius apollo (apollo), 1959 nucleotides. The record is from the annotation of a GenBank genome assembly. Lineage: Eukaryota; Metazoa; Arthropoda; Insecta; Lepidoptera; Papilionidae.